AUGGGGGGAAAGCAGCAAGUGGCCCAGCAUUUGUAUUGUCACAAAGGUAUAUACAUGAAUAUAGAGGAGUAUCCAGUCAGUACGUAUAACUGGACCACAGAGAAAAUGGAGACUUGUGACAAUGGGACAUUUUGCCAGGAAGCCAUUCUGAUGAUUGGAACAGGGACUAAGUCUGCUAUUGUGGCUACUAAGGGCUGCACCGUUGGAAGGACAGCACAGAUGAUCUUUAUGCAGCAUACCCCACCCCCGGGCUUGAUGGCAAUCUCCUACAGUAGCUACUGCGAGGACUCCUUUUGCAACAACAAAUACAGCAUGUCUCCGUUUUGGAUGCCAGAAGGGAACCCAGCUCCCAGUGUGUUAACAACCCUCUAUUGCCCAACCUGUGUGGGUAUAAGGACUUGUUUCAGUGCUCCUUCUCUUCCCUGUCCCAGUGGUACAACUCGAUGCUAUCAAGGCAGACUUCAGAUCACUGGAGGAGGCAUCAACUCAAUUGUGGAGGUCAAAGGUUGUACAGCCAUCACUGGUUGCAGGCUGAUGUCUGGGAUCUCCACUGUUGGAGUCUUGGAGGUGAAGGAAUUGUGUCCAUACCAGUCUCUCACUCAAGUCCGAAAGCUUGAAAAUGGGACCACCUGUCUUCCCAUUUCAGCCUGGGGGUUAGGGCUCCUGCUGCUGUUAAUGCUGCUGCUGCAACCACUUGUCCGUUGUUCGUGA
Molecule: messenger RNA, 711 nt
Organism: Orycteropus afer afer
Lineage: Eukaryota; Metazoa; Chordata; Mammalia; Tubulidentata; Orycteropodidae
Gene: TEX101
Product: testis expressed 101
Exons: 5
Coding region: 1-711 (236 amino acids)
Biological process (GO): binding of sperm to zona pellucida; regulation of flagellated sperm motility
Cellular component (GO): plasma membrane; plasma membrane raft
Source: RefSeq, a predicted model, not a curated record